This is a messenger RNA of Erpetoichthys calabaricus (reedfish), 2620 nucleotides long. RefSeq names its product oocyte zinc finger protein XlCOF6-like. The record is from RefSeq and is a predicted model, not a curated record. Gene Ontology annotation, biological process: regulation of transcription by RNA polymerase II. The coding region runs from base 173 to 2488 and encodes 771 amino acids. NCBI's taxonomy places the organism in Eukaryota, Metazoa, Chordata, Cladistia, Polypteriformes, Polypteridae. The transcript has 3 exons. Gene Ontology annotation, molecular function: RNA polymerase II cis-regulatory region sequence-specific DNA binding; DNA-binding transcription factor activity.
CGUCAUCCAGGGCGACGGCUACUGACACAAGGCUGGCGCCUCGGUUUGUGCACAUAAUUAUAAGGGAGGAAGACUGUAGCGGAGUAGGACUUUGAACGAAGUUGGAAAGAGCCUCACUGCUGAGAAACAAACAGACGAGUGAGAGAAGGCUGCUUUUUACUGUAAUGUUUAAAUGGAUGUGAAAGAGGAGACCUGUGAGGCUCACAUGAGUAUCAUGGAGAACAUGACCAUAAAUGUUAAGGAGGAGGAGGACUCUGAAUUGAAGUGUGUCCACCCUAAACAGGAGACCCUGGGCAUUAAGGUGGAGGACUGUGAAGUGGGGUCUGUAGGCAUUAAAGAAGAGGCUGAAGAGGUUUGUGUCAGCAGAGCGACUGACAUCCAUACAAGUGUGAAGGGUGUCAAGGAAGAAGACCUUCAUUAUGGAUGUGAAAAUGUUUCAGUUACCAGGUCAGUCACCUCUCAACACUCUUCAUCUCUGGAGUCUUCUGUCAAUAUGAAGUCUGAAUCAUUACAGUCUGACAUAGAGGGAACUGAAAAAAUUCAGUCUCUUAGAACAUGGGAACAUCUUCUACCACCUACAAAGAACACUAGAAAAAAUUCACAAGAUGAUGGUGGCUUCUUCUUAUCCUCAUUACCUCAGAUAUCUCUUCAAUAUGGACCACAACAGACAACAAAUGAUGAAAACCUGAAGAAACCAACAUCUGGAAUAGAGAGUGUGAUAUUCGCCUCUUUGCAGGAUGAUUCUCUAACGAUAGAAGAUGCAGUCAAUACUCAAUUUGAAAUACCCAAUUCAGACUCCACCACAGUCCACCGUGAGCAGAGGAAACGUCUAAAAAGCAAAUCUAUAUCCAGAAAUAAUAAUCUGAGUCAAACACAAAAGAAGGUGCAUCAAUGUUCUAAAUGUUUCAAACAGUUCAAGCAAAUCGACCAUCUUCUGAACCACACUAGAAUUCACAAUGGAGAGAAGCCAUAUUGCUGUCCAGAAUGUGGCAAACAAUUCGUCACUAAACCAAACCUUCAAAUCCACAGAAGAACUCGCACUGGAGAGAAGUCCUAUUGCUGUUUAGAAAGUGGCAAACAAUUCAUCACCAGCAACCACCUUCAGUCCCACAAAAGAACACACACUAGACCUAAACCUUUUUGUUGUUCAGAAUGUGGCAAACAAUUCACCACCAAUAGUUACCUUCAAAGACACAAAAGCAGUCAUACUGGACAGAUGCCAUACUGCUGUUCAGAAUGUGGAGAAGGAUUCAUCAGGAACGCCAUUCUUCAAGUCCACAGAAGAAUUCACACUGGAGAGAAGAAACAUUGUUGUUUUGAAUGUGGCAAAAACUUUUCUCAAAAGAGUGUUCUUCAGACCCACACAAGAAUACACACUGGAGAGAAGCCAUAUUGCUGUUCUGAUUGUGGCAAACAAUAUGUCAAUAAAACAACUCUUCAAAUCCACAGAAGGACUCACACUGGAGAGAAGCCAUAUUCCUGUUCUGAAUGUGGCAAACAAUUUGUCAGUAAAACAACUCUUCAAAUCCACAAAAGGACUCAUACAGGAGAGAAGCCAUAUUGCUGUUCUGAGUGUGGCAAACGAUUCAUCACCAGCAGCCACCUUCAGUCUCACAGAAGAACUCACACUGGAGAGAAGCAAUAUUGUUGUGUAGAAUGUGGCAAACAAUUCACCACCAGUAGUUACCUUCAAAGACACACAGCAAUUCAUGCUGGACAGAUGCCGUACCACUGUUCAGAAUGUGGACAAGGAUUUACUGUCAGCAGCAGCCUUCAUAACCAUACAAAAAUUCACACUGGAGUUAAGCCAUAUUGUUGUUCUGAGUGUGGCAAACAAUUCUUCAAUAAAGCAAACCUUCAAGUCCACAAAAGAAUUCACACUGGAGAGAAGCCAUAUACUUGCUCAGAAUGUGGCAAAAAAUUUUCCCACCGUAGCACUCUUCUCACCCAUGCAAGGAUUCACACUGGUGAGAAACCAUUUUGUUGUUCAGAAUGUGGAAAAGGAUUCAUCAGCAUUAGCAAUCUUCAAGUACACAAAAUUACACACACCAGUGAGAAGCCAUAUUGCUCUGAAUGUGGCAAACAAUUCAGCAAUAAAAUAAACCUUCAAGUCCACAGACGAAUUCACACUGGAGAGAAGCCAUUUUGUUGUUCAGAAUGUGGAAAAUGCUUUUCUCGAAAGAGUGCGCUUCAGAUCCACGCAAGGAUUCACACUGGAGAGAAGCCAUAUUGCUGUUCAGAAUGUGGAAAAUGCUUUUCUCGAAAGAGCGUUCUUGAGAUCCACACAAGGAUUCACACUGGAGAGAAGCCAUAUUGUUGUUCAGAAUGUGGAAAAUGCUUUUCUCGUAAGAGUGCUCUUCAGAUCCACACAAGAAUUCACACUGGAGAGAAACCAUAUUGCUGUUCCGAAUGUGGAAAAGGAUUCAUCACCAAUGACAAUCUUCAAGUACACAGAAGAACUCACAAUGGACAGAAUAAAAAACGGUGAUAGUGCUGGAAUCAACAGAACUAAUGAAGGGAAAUUUUCAGGCCCAUCUUGACAUCCUACCAAUCACCUUAACUCCUUAUGAUUUGUAAAAGGAAGCACUAUUAGGAAUGAUAGAUAGGAUAUGUUAUUAAU